Molecule: messenger RNA, 5724 nt
Organism: Lodderomyces jiufengensis
Lineage: Eukaryota; Fungi; Ascomycota; Pichiomycetes; Serinales; Debaryomycetaceae
Gene: GSC1
Product: 1,3-beta-glucan synthase
Exons: 1
Coding region: 1-5724 (1907 amino acids)
Biological process (GO): (1->3)-beta-D-glucan biosynthetic process; fungal-type cell wall polysaccharide biosynthetic process
Cellular component (GO): plasma membrane; 1,3-beta-D-glucan synthase complex
Molecular function (GO): 1,3-beta-D-glucan synthase activity
Source: RefSeq, a predicted model, not a curated record
AUGUCAUACGAUAAUUAUCAACAACAUCCUCAUCAACAAAUACCACCUCAUACCAACAAUGAUGGUGGUAGUAGUGGAGGAGAUGGUUAUUAUCAACAACCUCAAUAUGAUCAAGAUCCCUAUUAUAAUCAAGAAUACAAUCAUCAACAACAACCAUAUGAUAUGAAUCAACAACAACAUUAUCAAGAUUCUUAUCAAGAUCAAUAUGGAAAUAAUAUGCAUCAACAACAACAACCACAUCAAAUGAAUAAUCAAGGUUAUAACGCUGAUCCAGAAGCUUUUAGUGAUUUCAGUUAUGGUGGUCCAACUCCUGGAACUCCUGGUUAUGAUCAAUAUGGUACUCAAUACACUCCUUCACAAAUGUCAUAUGGUGAUAAUCAACAAAGAUCUUCUGGUGCUUCUACUCCAAUGUAUGGUGGUGUACCAGGUGGUUAUGAUCCAACUCAAUUUCAAUUAUCAUCAAAUUUACCUUAUCCUGCAUGGUCAGCUGAUCCACAAGCUCCAAUAAAAAUUGAACAUAUUGAAGAUAUUUUUAUUGAUUUAACAAAUAAAUUUGGGUUUCAAAGAGAUUCAAUGAGAAACAUGUUUGAUUAUUUUAUGACUUUAUUAGAUUCAAGAAGUUCAAGAAUGAGUCCUGCUCAAGCUUUAUUAAGUUUACAUGCUGAUUAUAUUGGUGGUGAUAAUGCAAAUUAUAGAAAAUGGUUUUUUUCAUCACAACAAGAUUUAGAUGAUAGUUUAGGUUUUGCAAAUAUGACUUUAGGAAAAAUUGGUAGAAAAGCAAGAAAAGCUUCUAAAAAAUCUAAAAAGGCAAGAAAAGCAGCUGAAGAACAUGGACAAGAUGUUGAUGCAUUAGCUAAUGAAUUAGAGGGAGAUUAUUCACUCGAAGCGGCAGAAAUUAGAUGGAAAGCUAAAAUGAAUGUUUUAACUCCUGAAGAAAGAGUUAGAGAUAUUGCAUUAUAUUUAUUAUUAUGGGGUGAAGCAAAUCAAGUUAGAUUUACUCCAGAAUGUUUAUGUUAUAUUCAUAAAUCAGCAUCUGAUUAUUUAAAUUCUCCAUUAUGUCAACAAAGACAAGAACCAGUACCAGAAGGUGAUUAUCUUAAUAGAGUCAUUACACCAUUAUAUAGAUUUUUAAGAUCUCAAGUUUAUGAAGUUUAUGAAGGUAGAUUUGUUAAAAGAGAAAAAGAUCAUAAUAAAGUUAUUGGUUAUGAUGAUGUUAAUCAAUUAUUUUGGUAUCCAGAAGGUAUUUCAAGAAUUAUGUUUAAUGAUGGUACAAGAUUAGUUGAUAUACCACAAGAAGAAAGAUAUUUAAGAUUAGGAGAAGUUGAAUGGACAAAUGUAUUUUUUAAAACUUAUAAAGAAAUUAGAACAUGGUUACAUUUUGUAACAAAUUUUAAUAGAAUUUGGAUUAUUCAUGGUACAAUUUAUUGGAUGUAUACUGCUUAUAAUUCACCAACUUUAUAUACCAAAAAUUAUGUUCAAACUAGAAAUAAUCAACCAUUAGCUUCAUCAAGAUGGGCUGCAUGUGCAAUUGGUGGUGUUUUAGCUGCUUUCAUUCAAAUUUGGGCUACUAUUUUUGAAUGGAUGUUCGUUCCAAGAGAAUGGGCAGGUGCUCAACAUUUAACUAGAAGAUUAAUGUUUUUAAUUUUAAUAUUUUUAGUCAAUUUGGCUCCAGUUGUUUAUACUUUUAAAAUCACUAAAUUAGUAUUAUAUUCCAAAUCUGCAUUAGCUGUUUCCAUUGUUGGAUUUUUCAUUGCAAUUGUUACAUUAGUAUUUUUCGCAGUUAUGCCAUUAGGUGGAUUAUUUACUUCAUAUAUGAAUAAAAGAUCAAGAAGAUAUAUUUCAUCACAAACUUUUACUGCUAAUUUUAUUAAAUUAAGAGGUUUAGAUAUGUGGAUGUCAUAUUUAUUAUGGUUUUUAGUUUUCCUUGCAAAAUUAACCGAGUCAUAUUUCUUUUUAACUUUAUCAUUAAGAGAUCCAAUUAGAAAUUUAUCAACUAUGACUAUGAGAUGUGUUGGUGAAGUUUGGUAUGGUGAUGUUGUCUGUAGACAACAAGCUAAAAUUGUUUUGGGUUUAAUGUACUUGGUUGAUUUACUUUUGUUCUUUUUAGAUACUUAUAUGUGGUACAUUAUUUGUAACUGUAUUUUUUCAAUUGGUCGUUCAUUUUAUUUAGGUAUUUCAAUUUUAACACCAUGGAGAAAUAUUUUUACAAGAUUACCAAAAAGAAUUUAUUCCAAGAUUUUAGCAACUACAGAAAUGGAAAUUAAAUAUAAACCAAAAGUUUUAAUUUCACAAAUUUGGAAUGCUAUUGUUAUUUCAAUGUAUAGAGAACAUUUAUUAGCUAUUGAUCAUGUUCAAAAAUUAUUAUAUCAUCAAGUUCCAUCUGAAAUUGAAGGUAAAAGAACUUUAAGAGCUCCAACUUUUUUCGUUUCACAAGAUGAUAAUAAUUUUGAAACUGAAUUUUUCCCAAGAAAUUCAGAAGCUGAAAGAAGAAUUUCUUUCUUUGCUCAAUCAUUAGCUACUCCAAUUCCUGAACCAUUACCAGUUGAUAAUAUGCCAACUUUUACUGUAUUCACUCCACAUUAUUCCGAAAAGAUUUUAUUAUCAUUAAGAGAAAUUAUUAGAGAAGAUGAUCAAUUUUCAAGAGUUACAUUAUUAGAAUAUUUGAAACAAUUACAUCCAGUUGAAUGGGAAUGUUUUGUUAAAGAUACCAAGAUUUUAGCUGAAGAAACUGCUGCAUAUGAAAAUAAUGAUGAUUCAAAUGAAAAAUUAUCAGAAGAUGGAUUAAAAUCCAAGAUUGAUGAUUUACCAUUCUAUUGUAUUGGUUUUAAAUCUGCUGCUCCAGAAUAUACUUUAAGAACAAGAAUUUGGGCAUCUUUAAGAUCCCAAACUUUAUACAGAACAGUUUCAGGUUUUAUGAAUUAUGCAAGAGCUAUUAAAUUAUUAUACAGAGUUGAAAAUCCAGAAUUAGUUCAAUAUUUUGGUGGUGAUCCAGAAGGUUUAGAAUUAGCAUUAGAAAAAAUGGCAAGAAGAAAAUUCAGAUUCUUAGUUUCUAUGCAAAGAUUAUCAAAAUUUAAAGAUGAUGAAAUGGAAAAUGCUGAAUUUUUAUUACGUGCUUACCCAGAUUUACAAAUUGCAUUUUUGGAUGAAGAACCUGCAUUAAAUGAAGAUGAAGAACCAAGAGUAUAUUCCGCAUUGAUUGAUGGUCAUUGUGAAAUGUUAGAAAAUGGUAGAAGACGUCCAAAAUUCAGAGUUCAAUUAUCUGGUAAUCCAAUUUUAGGUGAUGGUAAAUCUGAUAAUCAAAAUCAUGCUAUUAUUUUCCAUAGAGGUGAAUAUAUUCAAUUAAUUGAUGCAAAUCAAGAUAAUUAUUUAGAAGAAUGUUUGAAAAUUAGAUCUGUUUUAGCUGAAUUUGAAGAAUUAAAUGUUGAACAUGUUAAUCCAUAUGCACCAAAUUUGAAAACUGAAGAUCCAACUGCUAAAAAAGAUCCUGUUGCUAUAUUAGGUGCAAGAGAAUAUAUUUUCUCUGAAAAUUCAGGUGUUUUAGGUGAUGUUGCAGCUGGUAAAGAACAAACUUUUGGUACAUUAUUCGCAAGAACUUUAGCUCAAAUUGGUGGUAAAUUACAUUAUGGUCAUCCUGAUUUUUUAAAUGCUACUUUUAUGUUAACAAGAGGUGGUGUUUCAAAAGCUCAAAAGGGUUUACAUUUAAAUGAAGAUAUUUAUGCUGGUAUGACUGCAAUGAUGAGAGGUGGUAAAAUCAAACAUUGUGAAUAUUAUCAAUGUGGUAAAGGUAGAGAUAUGGGUUUUGGAUCAAUUUUAAAUUUCACAACUAAAAUUGGUGCAGGUAUGGGUGAACAAAUGUUGAGUAGAGAAUAUUAUUAUUUAUCAACUCAAUUACCAUUAGAUAGAUUUUUAUCUUUCUAUUAUGGUCAUCCAGGUUUCCAUAUUAAUAAUUUAUUUAUUCAAUUAUCAUUACAAGUAUUUAUUUUGGUAUUAGCUAAUUUAAAUUCAUUAGCUCAUGAAUCAAUUAUUUGUUCUUAUGAUAGAGAUGUUCCAGUUACUGAUGUUUUAUAUCCAUAUGGUUGUUAUAAUUUAGCACCAGCAGUUGAUUGGGUUAGACGUUAUACAUUAUCCAUUUUCAUUGUUUUCUUUAUUUCUUUUAUUCCAUUAGUUGUUCAAGAAUUAAUUGAAAGAGGUGUAUGGAAGGCUUUCCAAAGAUUUGUUAGACAUUUUAUUUCAUUAUCACCAAUGUUUGAAGUUUUCGUUGCUCAAAUUUAUUCAUCAUCUGUUUUCACUGAUUUAACAGUUGGUGGUGCAAGAUAUAUUUCAACUGGUAGAGGUUUUGCAACUUCAAGAAUUCCAUUUUCAAUUUUAUAUUCAAGAUUUGCUGAUUCUUCAAUUUAUAUGGGUGCAAGAUUAAUGUUAAUUUUAUUGUUUGGAACUGUUGCACAUUGGCAAGCUCCAUUAUUAUGGUUUUGGGCUUCAUUAUCAUCAUUAAUGUUUUCACCUUUUAUUUUCAAUCCACAUCAAUUUGCAUGGGAAGAUUUCUUUAUUGAUUAUAGAGAUUUUAUAAGAUGGUUAUCAAGAGGUAAUACUAAAUGGCAUAGAAAUUCAUGGAUUGGUUACAUAAGACUUUCAAGAUCAAGAGUUACUGGGUUCAAAAGAAAAUUAGUUGGUGAUGUUUCAGAAAAAGCUGCUGGUGAUGCUUCAAGAGCUCAUAGAUCAAAUAUUUUCUUUGCUGAUUUUAUUCCUUGUUUAAUUUAUACUGCAGGUUUAUUUGUUGCUUAUACUUUUAUAAAUGCUCAAACUGGUGUUACUACAUAUCCAUAUGAAAUUGAUGGAUCAACUGCUGCACAACCAGUUAAUUCAGUAUUAAGAUUAGUUAUAUGUGCAUUAGCUCCAGUUGUUAUUGAUUGUGGUGCUUUAGCAGUUUGUGUUGGAAUGGCAUGUUGUGCAGGACCAAUGUUAGGAUUAUGUUGUAAAAAAACUGGUGCAGUUAUUGCCGGAGUUGCUCAUGGUAUUGCAGUUAUAGUUCAUAUUGUUUUCUUUAUUGUUAUGUGGGUAACUGAAGGUUUUAGUUUUGCAAGAAUGUUAUUAGGUUUAGCAACUAUGAUUUAUGUUCAAAGAUUAUUAUUUAAAUUUUUAACAUUAGCUUGUUUAACAAGAGAAUUUAAAAAUGAUAAAGCAAAUACUGCUUUCUGGACUGGUAAAUGGUAUAAUACUGGUAUGGGAUGGAUGGCAAUGACUCAACCAGCAAGAGAAUUUGUUGCUAAAAUUAUUGAAAUGUCUGAAUUUGCAGCUGAUUUUAUGUUAGCUCAUGUUAUUUUAUUCUGUCAAUUACCAAUAUUAUUUGUUCCAUUAGUUGAUAGAUGGCAUUCAAUGAUGUUAUUUUGGUUAAAACCUUCAAGAUUAAUCAGACCACCAAUUUAUUCAUUAAAACAAGCAAGAUUAAGAAAAAGAAUGGUUAGAAAAUAUUGUGUAUUAUAUUUUACAGUAUUAGUUUUAUUUGCUGUAAUUAUUAUUGCACCAGCAGUUGCUUCAGGACAAGUUAAAGUUGAUAUUUUUGCAAAUAUUGGUAGUAAAGGAUCAAUUGCUUAUGGUUUAUUCCAACCAAGAAACGUUUCACAUAAUGAUACUGGUAAUAAUAGACCACAUUCUUAUACUUGGUCUUAUUUGAGUACAAGAAUGACUGGUAGAACUACUGCAUAUUCAACUAAUCCAUUUAAAUAA